This is a messenger RNA of Diaporthe amygdali, 1131 nucleotides long. Its product is annotated as alcohol. Gene Ontology annotation, molecular function: oxidoreductase activity; zinc ion binding. Bases 1 to 1131 code for a protein of 376 amino acids. The record is from RefSeq and is a predicted model, not a curated record. The transcript has 3 exons. NCBI's taxonomy places the organism in Eukaryota, Fungi, Ascomycota, Sordariomycetes, Diaporthales, Diaporthaceae.
AUGGAGUCGAAGGCACUUGUGUCUCGCGGGCCGUUCUCGCAGGGAGGUUGGGGGAUCGAGAAUGUCAAGCUGCGUGAAUUGAAGGACGAUGAGGUUGUUGUCGAAAUAGUGGCCUCGGGCAUCUGCCACACAGACUUGCAUUGCGGCGACACUGCAGACGACAAAGGAGUGCCGGCUGUCUUUUACCCCAGAGUCCUCGGGCAUGAGGGGUCUGGUUACGUGAAGGAAGUGGGCAAGGACGUGAGCAGUGUCAAGCCAGGAGACCCGGUCCUGCUUUCUUUCUCGUACUGCGGCAACUGCCAUGUCUGCAAGACAGGCCCUCCGUCACAUUGUGUCGAGUUUUUCGAGAUCAAUUUCAUGGGCGAGCCAGCCUUCCAGGACACAAAAGGAGGCUCCAUUGGAGGCCGCUUCUUCGGGCAGUCAAGCUUCGCAAAACACGCCAUCGUCAGCGACAAGUCUGUCGUUAAUGUGAGCGGCUUGGGCCUUGAACGGGAGGACCUCAAGCUACUGGCGCCCUUCGGCUGUGGCCUUCAAACAGGAAGUGGCACAGUCAUCUCCGUAGCGAAGGCCGGCCCUGACGAUGCAAUCGCCAUCGUUGGUAUGGGAGGUGUCGGCUUGGCUGCUGUGAUGGCAGCCAAGAACCAGAAAUGCAAGACCAUCAUCGGCAUUGACAGAGUGGAGGCUCGCCUGGAACUCGCCAAGUCACUUGGUGCGACGCAUGUCUUCAACACAUCGAAGAUAUCGAUGGAGGAGCUCGUUGCAGCAGUCAAAAAGGCUGCGGAUGGUUUAGGCGCGACCAUCUCGAUUGACACCAGUGCCCACCCUCCGCUCGUCGCUGCUCAAGUAGAGUACACGCGGUACAUGGCGAAGAUCAUUCAAGUUGGAACUGGCAUGCCGAACGCCCACUUGAAUCUUCACAUGCAGAGCUUCAUGGUCAGUGGGAAACAAUACUUCGGCGCAGUCCAGGGGCACAGCAGGACAAAGGAGUACAUCCCACAAAUGAUCGGGUGGUGGAAGGAGGGCAUUUUCCCCGUGGAAAAGUUGGUCAAGUUCUUCAAUUUCGAGGACUUCGGAGAAGCUGUCAAAGUCAUGGGAAAUGGGGAUGUUGUGAAGCCUAUUCUAGUAUGGUAG